UGUUCUUUAUCUGGUGUUCGUCGUCGUCCCGUUUCAGCACGAGCUACGUUUGCAAUUUCAAUUUUUAUCGAAAAUUCUAUAUUUAUUGAAGUUUUUUCCUUCAAAUUCGCAUUAGUUUACGUUUCCCAAUUGGUCUACUAACAGUGCGUAGUGAAAGUGGUGCCGUGGUUUGCCGGCAUUCGGAAAUAUUCGACUAACGAACAGCGUAAACAAAAUAGUAGCCGAAGUUCUUUUAGCCAACAUUACGAAAUACCUUCGCGAAACGGCAUUUUCCGCUAAGUUCUGCCCGGUGGACAAGUUUUCGGCCAUGGCUGACCUACCGAAGCUGUCCCGCUCGAUGCGGGCCAACACCGAUCUGGAUAUCCGCCGGGAGCUGACAAACCGGCCCGAGGAUCGGCCCACUUUGCAGAUGUUUCGCAGCAAGGAGGCUAAAAGCGGAGUGUCCUGGAAGGAACUUAAACUGUUCAUCAAUCAAAAGCUGGACGCGAAGGAGGCAUCCGUAUUGACGAAUCAGUUGCGCGAGCUGUGGAAUCACUGCCGAGAGAUGAUCGGAGGCGAAGAGAAUGCCGUUCUGGUGGACGAAGCGGCUAUCUUUAUUUUGAGGUUGUUUCUGGAUCAGAAGAUCGUUAUGCUGAAGCACACCUCGCGCAUCAAGAAGAUGUUCGGCCAGGUGCCGAAUGCACUGAUCAAUAAAAUGUGUACGCUUGUCUACACAAUGAGCAAUCACUUGAACGAAGACUGCCGGAAAUAUCUGGAGGAAAAGGAGAAUGAGAACAAAGACUGUCCCACGGCCAUGUGGGGAGGACACAUCAAAUGCAGCAUACCGGAUGGACUCAGUGGAGACUUCAGUCUGCUCACGGAUUUAUCGCCCAUUCAACCAGCGGAGACGAAGUCAGCAGUGCACUUUUCCAUGAAAUACGACAGCAAAAAGGUCGAGCAACAGCAGUCCCAACCCGGUCCAAGUUCUUCGAAACCCUCCGAAGAAAAGUACACUCGAAGCUGGCUGGCGAAACACCUGUCGUCGGAUUUGAUCGACAACCUGGUGGAGCUACUCAAGUGCGGCAAAUCGAACGACGAACUGCAGGGGGAGCUGUUCGACUUUUUGGGCUUCGAUAAGUUUGAACUGAUUGAAGAGUUGCUGCAAAACCGAAAGCUCAUCAUCGAACGAGUCAAGGCAAUGGCCCAGAUCAACGUUUUUAAGGAGAAAGCGGCCAAGAAGUUGGAGGCGAUCCAGCAUGCACCCUCCUAUCUGAUGCCGGUGAUGAUCCAGUCGGAGUCGGAAAAGCAACUGCGAAAGCAAGUCAACAAGGAAGAGAAGAAGCUGAAAAAGUUCCUCAACGCAGUCGGCGGCGAAGAGGAAGAAGAAGAGCUCGAUCCAAUGAAGAUGAGACUGAACUACCAGCAGAGUCUGCUGAUGGCAGCGCAAAUGGCACCGCUGCUGGAUGAUAAGACUCCCAGGACAAUUGCCCCAAGGCCGCCCACCAAGAUAGUCAAGUAUCCGAACGUGUUUGACUCGUACAGUGAAGCCAAGGCGCAUGUUGGGUUCAUCGCGGGUGGGAAACUUAUGCUUCCGGACAACGUCGAGCGGAACGACACUAAAAUGUACGAAGAGGUAAAAAUUCCGGCUACCGAUCCUCCUCCCCUAUCGAUCGGAAACAAUCGGAUUCAGGUCAGUUCUUUGGACGAAAUCGGGCAGAUUGCCUUCAAAGGCUGCAAGGAGCUCAACCGGAUACAGACCAUAGUCUAUCCGGCGGCCUACCACAGCAACGAGAAUCUCCUCGUGUGCGCCCCAACCGGUGCAGGUAAAACCAACGUUGCCAUGCUGACCAUCGUCAACACCAUCCGGCAGUUCGUCGACCAAGGCGUCAUUCAUCGGGACCAGUUCAAAAUCGUCUACGUCGCACCCAUGAAGGCCCUGGCCGCCGAAAUGACUUCCAAUUUCGGCAAACGUCUGCAACCCUUGGGAAUCUCCGUCCGAGAGCUGACCGGCGACAUGCAGUUGACCAAAACCGAAAUGCAACAAACGCAGAUGAUCGUGACCACGCCGGAGAAGUGGGACGUCGUCACCCGGAAAGGCGCCGGCGAUGUGGCCUUCAUCAGUCUGGUAAAACUCCUAAUCAUCGACGAAGUGCAUCUUCUCCACGGGGAACGUGGCCCCGUCGUGGAAGCGCUGGUGGCUCGUACGCUUCGUCUCGUCGAAUCCUCCCAAAGUAUGAUCCGGAUUGUUGGUCUAUCGGCUACCCUUCCCAACUACAUCGACGUGGCUCGCUUCUUGCGCGUAAAUCCCAUGAUUGGCCUGUUCUUCUUCGACUCCCGAUUCCGCCCGGUCCCUUUGAGCACCGACUUCAUCGGAGUGAAAUCCCUAAAAGCACUGCAGCAGCUUUCCGACAUGGACCUAAUCUGCUACGACCGGUGCAUCGAUAUGGUCCGCCAGGGACACCAGGUGAUGGUGUUUGUCCAUGCACGGAAUGCCACCGUCCGAACGGCGACCAUCAUCCGAGAGUUUGCCCAGCAGAAGGGCCACAUCCAGCUGCUGACACCGGAAAGCAACCCGGACUAUGGAAAUGCGAUCAAAGCGAUUUCCAAGAGCCGCAACAAACAGCUGGUGGAGCUAUUCCAGACCGGGUUGGCAAUGCAUCACGCCGGAAUGCUGCGGCAGGAUAGGAACCUGGUGGAGAAGUACUUUGCUGACGGAAUUAUCAAGGUUCUAGUAUGUACGGCCACUCUAGCCUGGGGUGUAAACCUUCCGGCCCACGCGGUCAUCAUCAAGGGUACGGAAAUCUACGACUCCAAGCACGGUACCUUCGUGGAUUUGGGUAUCCUAGAUGUACUCCAAAUCUUCGGUCGUGCCGGCCGUCCGCAGUUCGACAAAAGCGGCGUGGGAACGAUCAUCACCACUCACGACAAGCUCAAUCACUACCUGUCGCUGCUGACGAACCAGUUCCCGAUCGAGUCCAACUUUAUCCAGUGUUUGGUGGACAAUCUGAACGCGGAGGUAACGCUGGGAACGAUCAGCAACGUGGAUGAAGCCAUCGAAUGGCUCAGCUAUACGUAUCUGUUCGUGCGAAUGCGAAUGAAUCCUCAGUGCUAUGGGUUGAACUAUCAAGAUCUACAGGAUGAUCCCACGUUGGAACAGAAGUGCCGUCAGCUGAUCCACACGGCUGCAAUGUCGCUGGACAAGGCACGGAUGGUGCGAUACAAUGAAAGAACGGGCGAUUUGAACGUCACCGAUCUGGGACGGACGGCGUCGCACUUCUACAUCAAGUACGACACGGUGGAGGUGUUCAACGAUAUGAUCAAACCGAUCAUGAACGAGGCGGACAUUUUGGCCAUGAUGUCCAAUGCGCAGGAAUUUGAACAGUUGAAGGUGCGAGACGACGAAAUGGACGAACUGGACGAGUUGACGAGAGCUUGCUGCGAAGUUCCGGUUCGCGGUGGUAGCGAGAACAUCCACGGAAAGGUUAACAUCCUGAUGCAAACGUAUCUAUCGAAAGGCUUCGUGCGAUCGUUUUCGCUCAUUUCCGAUAUGUCGUACAUUACGCAGAAUGCCGUGCGGAUAGCACGAGCCCUCUUCACGAUCGUCAUCCGACAGAACAAUCCGAUCCUGGCCGGGCGGAUGCUGAACGUCAGCAAAAUGUUCGAACGGCAAAUGUGGGAGUUCAUGACGCCCAUGUACCAGUUUCCGUUUUUGUCGUUCGACGUGGUGGAGAAAAUUGAGCAACGCGGUUUGAGCGUGCUGGCGCUGAGGGACAUGGACCUGAAGGAGAUCGGGGACAUGCUACGGAAUCAUCGUCAGGCACAGGUUGUGAAGCGAUGCGCCGAGGAAUUUCCGCUGUUGGAGAUCGAGGCGUCCUUGCAACCAAUCACUAGAACUGUGUUGAGGAUACGAGUGUUCAUCACUCCUGCGUUCAAAUGGAACGAUCGAGUCCAUGGCAAAACCGCCGAGUCGUUCUGGAUAUGGAUCGAGGAUCCGGAGAGCAACUUUAUUUAUCAUUCCGAGUACUUCCAAAUGACCAAAAAAAUGACCAUCCGCAAAGAAGUGCAGGAACUAGUAAUGACCAUUCCUCUGAAGGACCCCCUUCCACCACAGUAUUACAUCCGGGCAACCAGCGAUACCUGGUUGGGAAGCUCGAAUCUCGUGCCACUAUCCUUCAAACACCUUAUUCUCCCGGAGGUACACCCGCCACACACGGAACUACUUCCACUGCAACCCUUACCGAUCACCGUACUGAACAAUCGAAAAUUCGAAGCCCUCUACAAGUUCACCCACUUCAACCCCAUUCAAACGCAAAUCUUCCACUGUCUCUAUCACACGGACAACAAUGUCCUGCUGGGAGCUCCCACCGGAUCCGGAAAGACAAUCGCCGCCGAAAUCGCCAUGUUCCGAGUGUUCAAAACGCUCCCCAAAGGCAAGGUCGUCUACAUCGCUCCGCUCAAGGCGCUGGUCAAGGAACGGAUCGACGACUGGAAGGUCCGGAUAGAACAAAAACUCGGCAAAAAGGUCGUCGAAUUGACGGGAGACGUUACGCCGGACAUCAAAGCCAUCCGGGAGUCGCAUGUGAUCGUUACGACCCCCGAGAAAUGGGACGGUAUCAGUCGAUCGUGGCAAACGCGUGACUACGUGCGAGAUGUGGCACUGAUCGUGAUCGAUGAAAUUCACCUUUUGGGCGAAGACCGUGGUCCCGUGUUGGAGGUGAUCGUGUCCCGCACGAACUUCAUCGCUUCGCAUACUGAACGAACGCUACGAAUUGUGGGACUUUCGACAGCCCUUGCCAACGCUCGAGACCUGGCCAACUGGUUGGGUAUCGGUAUGAUGGGUCUGUACAAUUUCAAGCCUUCCGUACGACCGGUUCCGCUAUCCGUGCACAUCCAGGGAUUCCCAGGGAAGCACUACUGCCCUCGGAUGGCCACCAUGAACCGGCCGGCCUUCCAAGCGAUUCGCCAAUAUUCACCCUGUACUCCGGCGCUGAUCUUCGUGGCAUCGCGUAAGCAAACGCGCAUCACCGCGUUGGAUUUGAUUGCCUUCCUGGCCGGGGAGGACAAUCCCAAACAGUUCCUGCACAUUCCGGAACAGGAAAUGGACCAGAUUUUGAUGAACAUCAAGGACAAUAAUCUGAAACUGACGCUGGCGUUCGGUAUCGGUAUUCAUCAUGCCGGUUUGCAGGAGCGGGAUCGUAAAACGGCCGAGGAACUGUUCCUCCACCGGAAGAUUCAGGUACUAAUUGCAACGGCCACCUUGGCUUGGGGUGUCAAUCUUCCGGCCCACUUGGUUAUCAUCAAAGGAACCGAAUUCUUCGAUGGAAAGCUGAAACGGUACGUCGACAUGCCCAUCACGGAUGUGCUGCAGAUGAUGGGACGAGCCGGUCGGCCGCAGUUCGGCAACGAGGGAAUCGCCUGCGUAUUUGUGCACGAUGUGAAAAAGAAUUUCUACAAAAAGUUCCUGUACGAUCCGUUCCCGGUGGAGUCCAGCUUGCUGGAGGUUUUGCCGGAUCACGUCAAUGCGGAAAUUGUGGCCGGUACGGUGCAGACCAAGCAGGGUGUGCUGGACUACCUGACUUGGACGUAUUUCUUCCGACGGUUACUGCGGAAUCCGGCUUAUUAUAAUCUGGAGGACAUCGAACAGACGCAGGUCAAUUACUUUUUGUCCUCGUUGGUUCAGAAUGUACUGGACACUUUGGUGAGGGCAGGAUGUUUGCAGAUUGCGGACGAUGAGCGCGGUCUGAUUCCGACUUCGAUGGGACGGAUAUCGUCGUACUACUACAUGUCGCAUCAGAGUAUGAGGCACUUUGCCGAUCGUCUGAGUCACGACAUGAACUUCGAAGAGCUGUUGCGGGCCAUGGUGGAUGCUUGGGAGUUCGAACAACAGCCGGUGCGACACCAUGAAGAUGUGUACAAUACUGAUUUGGCCAAAUUGUGUAGGUUAAAGGUAGAUCCUCUAUCGGUGGACAAUCCACACACCAAAGUAUUCUUACUGAUGCAAGCUCAUCUAUCCCGAUUGCCUCUUCCCAACUCUGACUACGGAACGGAUACAAAAUCCGUUUUGGACCAGUCUAUCCGAAUUAUUCAGGCCAUGAUCGACAUCACAGCGGAACGAGGUUGGCUCGUUAGCACUCUUCGGAUUCAGCAGAUGAUGCAGUGUAUCGUGCAAGCCCGUUGGAUCGAUGAUCCCGUGGUGAUGACCUUGCCGAACGUCGAACCGCACAAUGCGCACGUCUUCAAGCACGUGAAAUUGGAUCAUCCAUUCCUGACACUACCUGCACUCAAAGAAAAGUGCCAUCGAAAGUACGAAAACCUUGCUGGCCCGCUGCGACAAGAGUUCGAAGAACCAGAAAUCGAACAAAUCUACAAAGUUCUGUGCUCGCUGCCCUCCAUCAAUGUGCAGCUCGCGAUCCGAGGACCGUACGCUGAUGAGCCGAACGCGGAUCGUCCGGUGACGCAGCCUCAAACUCGCGACACCUGGAUGGAGAUCUACGCCGAACAGGAAUAUGUGCUCAAUGUGCAAAUGAUACGGUUGGGAAGUUUCGAAACCUUGAACAUCCACUGCCCCAAGUUCCCCAAGGGCAAGGACGAGGGCUGGUUCCUGACGCUGGGUCAUCAAGCCGAAGGAGAGCUGAUCGCUAUGAAACGAUGCGUGUACCGCAGCAACAAAAGUUCGCAUCAGUUGUGUUUCUACGCGCCACGACGAUUAGGACGCUGCAUAUACACGGUGUACCUGAUGUCGGAUGGCUACAUCGGUUUGGAUCAACAGUACGACAUCCAUCUGGACGUACGGGAACCUCCGCGGAAUGCAAUACAGGAAUCGAAAGCAGAUGACUAUGACGAGGACUAUUUAUGGCGAAACAAGCUAGAUAAGUUGUGAGCUUUUAAGCUGUCAGUAGCAACGAGUGCAAAUUAUUCCACGUGGUCGUCUUAUGAUUAAUUCAAGGCUAAAUAAGCUGGUGGUUAUGCUAUCAUAAUGUUCGCUGCUUUCGGAAACAGCAUUGAAACAGGUAAGUGUUUAGUUACAAUGUGAUUCGUUAUUUGAUAGCCUAUAUUUUCUUCGUAACGUACUAUUAGAAUCAAAACUAUCCAAUUGAACUCGUUAUUUUUAUUAUUAUUUCUUUUUGUAAAUAUAUAACAAAUAUUUAUUGCUGA
Molecule: messenger RNA, 7134 nt
Organism: Aedes albopictus (Asian tiger mosquito)
Lineage: Eukaryota; Metazoa; Arthropoda; Insecta; Diptera; Culicidae
Gene: obe
Product: activating signal cointegrator 1 complex subunit 3
Exons: 11
Coding region: 308-6859 (2183 amino acids)
Molecular function (GO): ATP hydrolysis activity; nucleic acid binding; ATP binding
Source: RefSeq, a predicted model, not a curated record